GCGUGCCGGCCCGGGCGCGGCCCCAGAGAGGCGGUGGCCAGGUCCCGCGGCCCCAGACACCGAGGCCGGCAUCCUGCAGAGCCUGUCCGACCCCGCUGCCGUCGGAGCCCGCCUCUCGGAGCGUGCAGCGAUGGCGCCGGACUGAGCCAUCCGCCGGCAGAGGAGCAGCGCGGUAGGAGAUGGAGGAGCCGGCGGGGCGGGGUGGCGAGGCAGAGCUAGGCCCCCAGACGGAGCUGGGCCCCGAGGCGGUGCUGCGCUUCCUCACGGAGCGUGGGGGCCGGGCCCGUCACUCCGAGCUGGUGCAGCACUUCAGGGGCGUCCUGGGCGGCGAGCCGGAGCAGCGAGCCAGCGCCCGCGCCCGUUUCAAGGAGCUGGUCAACGCCGUGGCCACCGUGCGCACCGACCCCGCCGACGGCUCCAAGUACGUGCACCUCAAGAAGAGGUUCUGCGCGGGGCCCCUGCCUCCCAAUACCUCGUUCGCCGGGGCCCCGCCCCGCAUUGAGGUGACCGCUGAGCCGGAGGCCCCCGACGGCCCGCCGGGAGCCGAGGCCCGCAGUCCGCACCCCGAGGCAGUGGCCCCCGGGCCGGGCCGCGAGCCGAGCUCUGGGGAGCCCCCGGGCGGCGGGGUGGACAGGAAGAACUCGCGGUGCAACGUGCCGCCCCUGCCCCGGCCGCUGGCCCCUGACCCCAGCGAAGACCUGGAACCCUUGCCUCAUGGCGGCGAGGAGGCAGAGGGGGGCAGCUCUCCUGGGGUGGCCACCACCCCGAGGUCCACCCGCCAGAACUUCCGGGACCUGGUGAUGGGCAGCUCCCCGCAGUUGAAGAGGAGUGUGUGUCCUGGGGUUAGCAGCCCAGGGAGCUCCUCGGCAGGAGGACGCAGCCGAGGCGGGGGCGACUCGGACAGCGCUUCGGUGGCUUCGUCCUCUGCGGAGGAGGAGAGCAGUGGCGGAGGAUCGGUGACGCUGGACCCUCUGGAACACUCCUGGAUGCUCUCGGCCUCCAACGGCAAGUGGGAUAGCUUAGAAGAGUUGCUCGCCUGCGAACCUGGCCUGCUGGCAAAGCGGGACUUCAUCACUGGUUUCACCUGCCUGCACUGGGCCGCCAAGCACGGGAGACAGGAGCUUCUCGCCAUGCUGGUGAAUUUUGCCAAUAAACACCAGCUGCCAGUGAACAUCAACGCCAGGACCAGCGGAGGCUACACCGCCCUCCACCUGGCAGCCAUGCAUGGGCACGUGGAGGUGGUGAAGCUGCUUGUGGGGGCCUACGACGCCGAUGUUGACAUCAGGGAUUACAGUGGGAAAAAGGCCUCCCAGUACCUGAGUCAGAGCAUCGCAGAGGAGAUAAAGAACCUGGUGGGAGCCCUAGACGAGGAGGACGGUGAAAGCGCUGCUGGCAGCGGGGGUGGGCGCUGGAGGCUUUCAAAGGUACUCCCCUCACAUCUCAUCACCUACAAACUCUCCCAUGUCCUGGAGGAUGGGGGCGAUCAUCACCACCACCACCAUCAUCACCAUCACCACUUAGCUGAAGGAUUGGCUGGAGGUAAAGGAAAAGAGCCAGGUCGCAAAGCCUUGGGCAGCUCUAGUGGCCGUAUAAAGCCCAGACUCAACAAAAUCCGAUUCCGAACCCAAAUCAUCCACACCACACCCUCUAUCAGGGACCCAGACCAGCCACUGGAGGAGGGGGAGGAGGAGGAGGAAGAACGGUCUCUUAAAGGCCACGCAUCCUCCUUCAAAUUGAGACCAAAGUCCAAUGUAUUUGGGUAAAAAUACUUCCUUUUAGAAAAUACUAAGGUUUAUUUGUCUUCAGAAAUAGAAUAGUAUUUGUGGGUAAAGAAAUUAGACCAGAAAAUACUGAGGCUAAUUAUGCAUUCUUGAGUUGGAAUGGAUGAGAAGGAGGUCUUUUCAGGGGGAAGUGGAUUUUUUUUUAAGUUAUUCAUCAUACCUGACCUAUAUCUCUUUUCCCUACUCCACCUCUGUCCUGGAGUCCAUGCUUCUGAAGACCAGAAAUGUAUCUAAAUUGGGGUGGGGGUAGAACUGAUGACUGUGGGUUCCUUUGCUUUAAUGAUUACUGGAUGCCCUGCAAAAUAGGGAAUAGUGCACUUUUAUGUAUCUGUUUUUAUAAGUGGUUACUCUUCCAAGAGAAACAAAAAAUGCAAAUUGUAAUGAAACUGGUAGUGUUUAUAAAUUGGAAAGCCACAUGCUGCCCUAUUUUGGUUUGGGCUUUUUUUUUCUUACUAAUUGCAUUUGCUUUUUAAGGUACUACUGAAGGUUAGAGUUGAAAUGCAAAAAUACUAAUUAGAGAAUAAUGUGAAUAGAAUAAAAAGAAAAUGCUGUUGGUAUCCUAUUUCUGUUGUAAGUAGCAGUUCACUUUUUUAAAAGCUAUUUCAGUUUUAAUCGAAAAAUGAAAGAAAUGGGCAACAUCCACUUUUGAGUUACCUAAUCUGUAGUAUGGUUUCCACUUAACUAUCUCUAAUGCUACUGUUAAGGUACACCACUGAUAAGGCACACCAGUGUUAAGGUACAUUAUUAAUUACUACACAAAUUUUUUAUUUAAAUAAAAAACACUCUUAGCCUGUGGUACGUUUAAAUAAAACAUUGCCUCAUUCUGAUUUUCACUGACUUGUGUUGCUAUUCUGAAAGUCUAAAUUUGCUGUAGUUUUUAUUCUGGGGAUAAUGGUACUAUUUGGCAUAACCCUAUUUCAUCGUGCCUAGAGUUGAAUUACCUACAGAAACUAUUUCUGGUUUAGUUAGUAAUGAGUAAAAAUUGGCAUAAAUAUUAGUGAGCCCAUCCUUCUGUGAAGUAAUUAUUAAACCAACUUUAAUGAUUCCCACAUAAGAUACACUUUUUAUUUUAUUAAUACAUUUAUAGCCUGCUUUGCAGUAAUGUUUUGGAGAUGUUUAAAAUGCUAAAAUCCUUUCAAUUUUCCAACAUUUCCUUGAAUCUAUUAGAUAUCUAUUAGAUAUUUAUGGUGUGGUUACUGAAAAACUGUAUAGUAAAUCUACCCAGUUAAAUAUGGCACUUUAUGAAAGGGAAAAGAGAAGAGAUGAGACUAUUUCUAUAUAUAAAGGCUGCUGGCUAUUGAAUUCUUUCAUAUGCUAUUCAUAAAAUACUAUUAAUUAAAAUUAAAGACGUCUAAAGUAUGGUUCUUCACUACAUUUCAUUCAUUUAUACAGUAAGUGGCUUUAUAACUACUUUAAAAUUUAACUCAUAAGCAUAUUAUUAUAAACUUUUGUAACAAGAUUAGAAACAACUUUUGUGGGAGACUAAUUUGAAAAACUGCUCCCUUCGUCUUUUGGGUCUCAUGAUUACUGUGCCCUCAGUGCCGACAGCCUACUGAGUGAACAGCCUGAAGGUAAAUGUCGCCAUGUGAAUUGCACAAAGCUGCUUGUGCGGCAUUUAGAGCUCUUAGAUCUUUAAUUUUCCAAGUCAAAGAAAUUUGUCAGAAGUUUGUCACAUCUCUCUCCAGAUGGCAAUUGAAUUUAUUUAAAAUGUGGAUGAAAAAUAUUCACAUAAAAUAUAUAAACUAUUAUCCAUUUGUGUGCCUUUUGUUUUAGGAUCAUGGAUAUGGAUGAUGUACAUUUGAAAAGCACUUUUAUCCAUACUUGUGGGUAGAAACCAAUCUAAUUUUGUAUAAAUUAAAAAGAAGUUCUUUGAAGGUGAAAACGAUCAUUCAUUCAUACAUGUUGCCUUUAUCUAGUGCAGAAUAAGCUAUAACUUCCCAUUGAGGAAUUAUAAAUUUCAUAGGCAUGUAAAGUUGAAGUAACUUUAAAGACUAGACACUUCACAGCCAUCAAAAGGUACAGUUGACUCACAGUAUGAAUCUCUUAAAUGUAUAUGUUGAUAGCUAAUUGCACAAAAUCUUUAAUUUGCUAGAUCUUUAGAGAUUGAGUCAUAUAUCAUGUGCUUUGCUUUUCACACUAAAGGCUUUUAACUUUUCUGAUAAAAUAUUUUUUGAUAAAUUAUUUUAAAUUUUCAAAAAUCAUUCCUGAGGGGAAUUAAUUCUAGCAUUCCUUGUCAUGAUGUGCUUGUGUGCAGUAAAUGUAGCAUUUUCAGCUACUUAACUCUACAUUCCUCUUAUUUUUCAGUUCCAAAUAGAGAUUGUAAAAAGCAAAUGUUCUGUGUAACUUGAUGUCGAUGGAGCCUACCAUUAAUGGAGAUAUAUGUCAGAUACUUAGGUGUUUAUUGGUAUGACACUGUGAUUAAAAAGCCCAAAUGUGCCCGUGUGUUUUUUCAGGUACAAGAGUGUUUGUCACAUUUCUCUUCACUUUCAUGAUAUGUAAAAUGCAGCUAACUCAUGUAACUUGAAAACCUGGUACUAUUUUAUUCAUGCCUGAAACUUGGAGUCUAGGCUGCUUUGUGUCUUGCUUUUUAACUAAGUAAAAGUUUGGGAGUCUGAGAAUGUUAAAGUCUGUUUGUAAAAUUUGUUUUGUUAAAAUAAAAGGAUCACACUA
This is a messenger RNA of Otolemur garnettii (small-eared galago), 4451 nucleotides long. RefSeq names its product sosondowah ankyrin repeat domain family member C (gene SOWAHC). The coding region runs from base 180 to 1763 and encodes 527 amino acids. Gene Ontology annotation, molecular function: protein binding. Lineage: Eukaryota; Metazoa; Chordata; Mammalia; Primates; Galagidae. The record is from RefSeq and is a predicted model, not a curated record. The transcript has a single exon.